Indicator indicator is the source of this 1995-nucleotide messenger RNA. It is a transcript of the gene PTGR3, whose product is annotated as prostaglandin reductase 3. The record is from RefSeq and is a predicted model, not a curated record. Gene Ontology annotation, cellular component: mitochondrion. Gene Ontology annotation, molecular function: oxidoreductase activity; zinc ion binding. The transcript has 2 exons. Bases 3 to 1235 code for a protein of 410 amino acids. Lineage: Eukaryota; Metazoa; Chordata; Aves; Piciformes; Indicatoridae.
GCAUGAGUAUUAGUGCAAAAAGUGGCGCUCUGCUGAGCUCCCGGGCACCGAGGUACUGGUGGCGACAGCGGCAGCCGUCUUGCGCCGCAGAGGGUCCCUCCUGGUCGUACUUCGGUGGCAGCCGGCCGCGGCCCAUCCUGGACAUGUCCUACUCCCGUCACUUUCUGGAUUUCCAGGGCUCGUCCAUCCCCAGCUCCAUGAAGAAGCUGGUAGUGACUAAGCUGAGCCAAAACUUCAGAGAAGCUGUUACCCUGCAGCAGGACUCGCCCGUGCCACUCCCGGGAGACGGAGACCUCCUUGUCAGGAACAGAUUUGUCGGCAUUAAUGCAUCUGACAUAAACUACUCAGCUGGUCGAUAUGACUCAUCAGUUAAACCCCCAUUUGAUAUAGGUUUUGAAGGUGUCGGUGAUGUGGUAGCAUUAGGGCUCAGUGCUAGUGCUCAUUAUACAGUGGGUCAAGCCGUGGCCUAUGUGAAAGCAGGUUCCUUUGCUGAAUAUACAGUUGUACCUGCCAAACAAGCGGUUCCUCUACCCUCUGUGAAACCCGAGUUUCUUACUUUAAUGGUAAGUGGUGCUACUGCAUAUAUCAGUUUGAAAGAGUUGGGAGAGCUGUCUGAAGGCAAGAAGGUUUUGGUGACAGCAGCGGCUGGAGGAACGGGACAGUUUGCUGUGCAGCUUGCAAAGAAGGCAAAAUGCCAUGUAAUUGGAACCUGCUCCAGUGAUGAAAAGGGUGGUUUUCUGAAAUCCAUUGGCUGUGACCAUACUAUCAACUAUAAAACUGAAAAUGUUGAAUCUGUUCUUAGGAAGGACUACCCUGAAGGUGUGGAUGUAGUGUAUGAGUCUGUUGGGGGCAAGAUGUUUGACUUGGCUCUUAACUCCUUGGCUACCAAAGGGCGCCUGAUAAUUAUUGGGUUUAUCACUGGCUACCAAAGCCCUACUGGCCUUUCGCCCAUUAAAGCAGAGCUAUUGCCAGCAAAACUAUUGAAGAAGUCUGCCAGCAUCCGAGGUUUCUUCUUGAGCCAUUACUUGUCUGAAUAUCAAAUGGCUCUGAAGCACUUGCUUGAGAUGUAUGAAAAGGGAGACCUGGUUUGUGAGGUGGACUUUGGAGACAUGUCUCCAGAGGGCAAGUUCAUUGGCUUGGAGUCUGUAUUCCGUGCUGUAGAUUACAUGUACAUGGGAAAAAACAUUGGAAAAAUUGUAGUUGAAUUACCUCACUCUGUCAACAGUAAGCUGUAAAAACAGAACAAUGAUAUAAAUCAGAAGAGAAAAUGGGCACUUUAUGUUGCAGAAUUACUAGAAACAAUUACUUUUUUUUUUCAAGCUUAGUAACAGAUAUUUUAUUAAAAAAACAAUAUUAAGGUGUUAAUAAGUUUUGUGUUUUACUUCUUUUCUUAAAGCUGUUUAAUUUGGUGGCUGUAGCACAGACUUACUGGUCCUAUGUUUGAUGCUGUUGCUUAGGCUAGCAUGAAACAAGAACAUUGUUCUUGAGAGAAUAAGUUGAUGCAGAGGCAAAUUUAGUCUGUCAGACUGGCUUGAUAAUACUUUAUAUAUAGUUCAGCUCAGAAAAAAAAUAUUUCAGCAAUUUUGAUUCCCUGAUUUUAGAAUAAGACUAAGUAAAGAGUUGCAUCUUACGGUUUCUCUAUUAAUCACUUGAAGUUUCUAGAAAAAGCAUGCUCUUUAUUAUCUAUUUUUUGUCACAUGAUAAUCAUAAUUCAGUUGCAUCAUGGAUCAUAGUAAUAUUCUUUGAGUGGUUACAUAGGGAAAUUCAUCCUCCAAUUCUGACAUGUCAGUAACAUGAAGAAAAGCAACUUGACUUUGUUGUAAUUGUCUUUUGUAAAGGUAACCAACUUUCCAAAUUUUAUUUAAAUCUUUAACUAGAAGUUGCAACAUUUUCUCAUUUUCUUACCUUUUCAUGUGCUUACAGUCUAGUCUCCCUGUUAGUCAAUAUUAUAAGGUUAUUGGAGGGAGGUUUUGAUCCAUGUUCAUGUGUGUUCAA